CGCUCACGUGAAGUCAAGUGUCCUCUUGGAGAUCAACUUCCCGAUAAUAUCACGUCCUCUCUCUGAACCUUGUUUUCGUGCUUCGAAACCAUGGCAGAUCCACUGAACACCACCACCGAGCCACAAGCGGAAGCGUCUUCUUCCAGCAAGGCGCCCGAAGCCUGCGCAAAGUGUGGCAAGACUGAUGCUUCGUUCAAGCUCUGCAACAAGUGCCACACCACAUCGUACUGCGGAAAGGACUGUCAAAAGGCACACUUCAAGACGCACAAGAGAAUGUGCGCGUCGCUUGCGCAAGAGCAUGUGAAGAAUAAUGAGCCGAGAAUGGCAAGCAGAUCAGUAUCGAAGACAACAGACAGGAAUACUGGGUUCAAGAAGUGGGAGUUCGACACAUGAGCUCUGAGCUCUGCAUACGAGCUUCGAGAUUUGAACAGUCGAAAUCAGUCCCGUUCUACAACUCUAAUCUCCGCUCCGCUCCGCUCCGCAUCUGUGAGUGCGUGAGGUCUAGAUGCGAUGGCGGAAGCACAGAGCCGAUUUUUCGGAAAUACGGCAAGAUGAUGCAAGGACUUCGCCUACGGCAAAGACGGCAGCCCAUGUUCGCCCUGCUAGCACUGGUUUGUUUAAGAGGAUCAGCCUUCGAAGAAUGAAAAUAAACAGAUCGUC
Didymella exigua CBS 183.55 is the source of this 660-nucleotide messenger RNA. RefSeq lists its product as uncharacterized. Bases 91 to 393 code for a protein of 100 amino acids. The transcript is spliced from 3 exons. Lineage: Eukaryota; Fungi; Ascomycota; Dothideomycetes; Pleosporales; Didymellaceae. The record is from RefSeq and is a predicted model, not a curated record.